Messenger RNA from Aspergillus saccharolyticus JOP 1030-1, 603 nucleotides. Its product is annotated as kinetochore Spc24 family protein. The record is from RefSeq and is a predicted model, not a curated record. Bases 1 to 603 code for a protein of 200 amino acids. The transcript has 3 exons. NCBI's taxonomy places the organism in Eukaryota, Fungi, Ascomycota, Eurotiomycetes, Eurotiales, Aspergillaceae.
AUGUUACUCGACGAAAGCCCCGCUACUCUCAUCCACCACACUAUCGGCAACUUCAACAUUCAACCCGACAAACAAGCCGUCACGCGCAUCAAUGACUCGCUCGCCACGCUUCAGCAGUCGCGUGAGCUGCGCAUGCGCGAGGCCGAGUCCGCCCUGCGCAAACUCUCACGCCACCUCUCCGCCCUCAACAACCAGCAAGAGGAGGCCCUGGCCGCACACGACGCCGGCAAGCACGCCGCCGAGAUGGUCGAGCUCGACACCAAGAAGUUCCGCAUCGCCAAGGCCGCGACCGAGCUGGAGAUCGAGUCCGAGCGGCUGGAGGGCGAGUUGGAGAUGCUGAAGGAGCGGCUGGCGGAUCUGGAAGCGCAGGGGGUCGAGGGCGAUGAGCCGACGCGCAGGGAGAGGGAGAUGGAUGAUGCGACGCUUCUGCGAUUGAAGAUCUAUCGAUCGCUGGGUGUGGAUAUUGAGGCGGACGAGACGGGCAACUUUAAUAAAGCGGUUAUUCGGAAUAGUCGCAAGGGGGAUGUGCAUGUGGUCAACAUCGACCCGAAGUUCUCGCGGUUCUUUUAUUCGAAUUACUUCUGGUCGACGAUGCAGGGUUGA